This is a messenger RNA of Penicillium brevicompactum, 1089 nucleotides long. Its product is annotated as telomere length and silencing 1 family protein. Lineage: Eukaryota; Fungi; Ascomycota; Eurotiomycetes; Eurotiales; Aspergillaceae. The transcript is spliced from 2 exons. Gene Ontology annotation, biological process: mRNA splicing, via spliceosome. The record is from RefSeq and is a predicted model, not a curated record. Bases 1 to 1089 code for a protein of 362 amino acids. Gene Ontology annotation, cellular component: spliceosomal complex.
AUGACCUCACUCUUAGCGUUCCCUCAUUUCACCCACAAGCUUGUGUUGCAAAAUACGAUGACACCAGAAGUUGAGCACGAUUUAUCCGAAACCCUCUUCCGCCCCGCGAAGAAACGCAAGUUUGCGCGACGACGUGCGGAUCAUGACGCCGAAGAUGCCGAUGCCGAUGCCGAUCCUGCGCUUGUCGCAAACAACCAGAAAGACAAUACCCCUUCAGCACCACCGUCAAGCAACCAGAUAAGACGUCCGCGCACUGCGCGCAAAGGCGGAAUCGGCUUCUCGGCCAAAUCACAACUCGGAGAGGAUCAUAGCCAGCAACUUGCCUUGCGAUCAACCGGAGACCUGGAGGAGGACAAGAUACGCGCCAUGCACGAGCGCUUUACCGGGUAUACUGGCCAGUCGGACGAUGUCGACAGACACAUGUACGGACCCCUUUAUGCAAUCCAAUCUCAACUGCGAGUGGCAUGGACUAACAAGAUAAGGAUGGCUUAUAUAGAUUCCGAAAUGGCUAAACGCUACCAGCCUCACGCACAAGCGCAAACACCCGAUUUCAACCAGUCACAACCAAAGGAUGUCGCUGUGGGACAGCCUUUCCAACCGCAGCAACAACGUGAACCUGCAUCUCUAGGGAGACUUCAUGAAAUUGAUCUCGGCCAGGAAGCAACCUUGCGGAAUAUUGCGCGCACAGAAGCGGCGACGCGCAGACUAGCUGGUGACGAGGAUGUGCCUGUUGGGGACAUUACUCCGGAGGCAGGUCGCUCCGGCCCAGGUGGCAAGUCAAGGCGCAAUCAUAAACAUCGGACCGAUGCCGAUAUUGAGCGAGAUCGUCUCGUGGAGGAGGUACUACGAGAAAGCAAACUGGAUGUUUAUGACGACUACGAGGAUGAUGCGCAGGUGGAUGACCCGCAAGCUGCUGAUGAUCGAGUUGCUGAGCAAUUCCGACGAGACUUUAUGGAUGCGAUGCAGUCUCGUCGUCGACUUCGCACUACCAAGCCAGCGGUGAAGGAUGAAGGUCCUAAGGGCCCAAAGCUGGGUGGCAGUCGGAGUGCGAGAGCCGCCAUGCGCGAAGCACAACCCGGCAAGAAAUAA